UAAACUUUGAGAUGGGAAGUUGUUUCUUUGGAAAAUAGUUACUAAUAAUGUGGAUUUAUUCUGGUUUUAUCAAUAACAAUUAACAAAGCUGUCGUGGGUUCCACUCGUCGGAACAUAGUAUGUUUGGAUUACUCUGUCAAACGUGUCCGAAUGAGCUGUAACACAUGAUGGGAGCUGAAUGCUGGUGUUUUUUAUGGAUACAACUAAACACGUUUUGUCCCAAAUCUGAUCUGCAAUCCCUACUUCUAGGGGUUUUUCCUGUGGUUGCUCAAGAAAAGGUUCGUGCUUUAGGUUCUAGGGUUUCCAAUUCAAUCGCAUUAUCAUCAAUGCACAUUCAAUCAUAAGUUUCCUGUUCGAUUCCGUUGAUCGCAACAAUGAUAGAGAGAUGUUUGGGGGCUAGACGAGCCCGGCAGAUCCACAGAGCUCUGCGCCAUUUCAAGGUCACCAUCCUCUGCCUCGUUAUGACCAUCGUCGUCCUACGUGGCACUAUCGGGGCCGGAAAAUUCGGCACUCCGGAGCAGGACUUCGUUGAGAUUCGAGACCACUUCUCCCCGCGCAAGCGAGCCGAGCCUCAUCGGGUUCUCGAGGAGGUCCAAACGACGUCGUCUUCGUCCUCCGAGCUUAACAACUACGCCACCUUUGAUCUCAACAAGCUCUUGGUUGAUGAAGAGGACGAUAGCGAGAAGCCCGAUCCGAAAAAGCCUUACAGUCUCGGCCCAAAAAUUUCUGAUUGGGAUGAGCAGAGAUCGACAUGGCUUGAACAGAACCCUAAUUUUCCAAAUUUCAUUGGACCCAAUAAACCUAGGGUUCUUCUUGUUACUGGGUCGUCUCCAAAGCCUUGUGAAAAUCCAGUUGGUGAUCAUUACCUAUUGAAGUCGAUCAAGAACAAAAUUGAUUACUGUAGGCUACACGGGAUUGAGAUUUUCUACAAUAUGGCUCUUCUGGAUGCCGAAAUGGCGGGGUUCUGGGCGAAACUGCCAUUGAUUAGGAAGCUUCUGUUGUCUCAUCCUGAGGUUGAGUUUCUAUGGUGGAUGGAUAGUGAUGCAAUGUUUACAGAUAUGGCGUUUGAGCUGCCAUGGGAGCGGUACAAAGAUUACAAUUUUGUGAUGCAUGGAUGGAAUGAGAUGGUCUACGAUCAGAAGAAUUGGAUUGGAUUGAAUACGGGGAGUUUUUUGCUUAGGAAUUGCCAGUGGUCACUGGACAUUCUUGAUGCAUGGGCCCCCAUGGGGCCAAAAGGGAAAAUUAGGACUGAAGCCGGGAAAAUUCUGACCAGGGAGCUGAAGGAUAGGCCAGUUUUUGAAGCUGAUGAUCAGUCAGCAAUGGUGUACCUUUUGGCUACGCAGAAGGAUACGUGGGGCGGUAAGGUCUACUUGGAGAGCGCAUAUUAUUUGCAUGGCUAUUGGGGGAUUCUGGUUGAUAGGUACGAGGAGAUGAUUGAGAAUUAUCAUCCCGGGUUGGGUGAUCACCGGUGGCCCCUGGUGACUCAUUUUGUGGGGUGUAAGCCAUGUGGAAAGUUUGGGGAUUACCCAGUUGAGAGAUGCUUGAAGCAGAUGGACCGGGCGUUUAAUUUUGGCGACAAUCAGGUACUUCAGAUUUAUGGGUUUACCCAUAAGUCAUUAGGGAGUAGGAGAGUUAAGAGAACAAGGAAUGAUACGAACAAUCCACUUGAGGUUAAGGAUGAGCUUGGACUGCUUCAUCCAGCAUUCAAAGCCGUGAAGGUAUCUUCUUCUUGAUUGGGCUGGCAUGUUUACUCUUCUGCUGCUAGAUGGUCAGGAUUAUCUAUGAUUAUGUUGUCCAUGUUGUUCCUAUGUAUGCCAUAUAUAAUGUCUGGAGAUAGUAUUCUUUUGUUCCUAAUCACUGUUUAAAUUAUAAAAUUAUAAUGCUUUUAGAAAGAAAA
This is a messenger RNA of Vitis vinifera (wine grape), 1897 nucleotides long. RefSeq names its product putative glycosyltransferase 2-like. The coding region runs from base 375 to 1733 and encodes 452 amino acids. Gene Ontology annotation, cellular component: trans-Golgi network; endosome; membrane. Gene Ontology annotation, biological process: xyloglucan biosynthetic process. Gene Ontology annotation, molecular function: UDP-xylosyltransferase activity; hexosyltransferase activity; xyloglucan 6-xylosyltransferase activity. The transcript has a single exon. The record is from RefSeq and is a predicted model, not a curated record. NCBI's taxonomy places the organism in Eukaryota, Viridiplantae, Streptophyta, Magnoliopsida, Vitales, Vitaceae.